UUGCUAAGAGACCACUGCCAACAACAAAUUCAAGCAGAAACAUGUCGACUAGCUUCUCUGCAAACCAGUAUGAACGUGCUUUUAAGUCGCAAAAGCUUCAGAACUGGACCAUCCCAAAACAGUUUAAAGAGAGACCAUCGGCAGCAGAGGGCUACACUACAUUUAUAGCUACAGAUCGUGGCCACCUUCUACCUGGUUUGAAAACAAAGGUUGGCAUUCAUUUUUGCCGUGGAAGUGCAUGGCCAUCAUUUCAGGGCACGUGGGAUUUACCACGCCAUAUUCCCCCUGUUUAUAUAAACCCCACUGCCCGCUCACAAGAGGGCCAGGAUCGACUCAGGAGGACCUGGGGAAAGACUAAAUCCAUCACAAGUCAGGCUCCUGAGGACCUUGGUGGGAGCCGAGCCUCUCAAAAUGAGGAAAAUACAAAUGUGAUCCAGCAUGCUGAAGAGUCAAAAAUUAUUCAAAGCAACUCAGACCAAGAAAUACCAGAGAUGCACACAGAGCAACCAAGGCCUAACUCACAGGACAACCAACCCCAUUCUAGACCAACAAGCCAGUCUGGUCAACAAGUCCGGCCUGAAGAGGUAAACCUAGCCUGCUCCAGACCGGCCAGUCGGCACAGCCAAGUUUAGACUAACAAA
Molecule: messenger RNA, 641 nt
Organism: Paramisgurnus dabryanus
Lineage: Eukaryota; Metazoa; Chordata; Actinopteri; Cypriniformes; Cobitidae
Gene: cfap126
Product: cilia and flagella associated protein 126
Biological process (GO): cilium organization
Cellular component (GO): ciliary basal body
Source: RefSeq, a predicted model, not a curated record